AGGCGUUUUGGUCGAAUUUCAACUCGAGUCGUUAUUGCUUAACUAUACGAUUGUAAAGUCAAAUGUCCGGCUAACAAGCCGUACGCAGAUUAAGAAAAUUGUCUCUCUAAACGUACAAUCGUGUGUCCUGAAAAAAAUAAAUCCAUCAUACUGGGCUCAUAGACAAAUCGAAGAGACAACUGCGGCUAUUGACAGCUGCAGCGACUACUAUAGAAGGAUCGACGUGUGAAAUGUUGAAUUAUUCUGAAAUUAUGCGCGCAAUCGGUAGAUGUCUGUAGACAGGCUCAUUGAAAAGAGAUUCAUAGAAGUUCCAGUGCGUGUCAUUCUGUGUAGCAUUUCAGUGUGGUGCAUGAUCGCUGACAUUGGUUGUGCCGAAGACGUGUCGCUCUUGUCAAAAUGGUUCUUCCGGUGCGAUACAUUAAAUCUCCAAUGGAUAUGCAAAAAUGGACGAAAAGCAAGGCGUAUGAUGACUACAUUUUGUUUCUUGUUGCAAUGAACAACGCCGCCAAGGGAACUAACGGGAAGUCACUUAUCAAAACUUCAGAGAAUUGCAGGAAGUUAGUGGCUCUCCUCGACAAACUUGAUCAGUUAAUUACUGAAACUCCACCAGUGCAGCAGCCUGCGCGAUUCGGUAAUGCAGCUUAUCGUACAUGGUAUUCGAAGAUGGAAGACCGCAAGGAAGCGUUGCUCAAAGAGCUUCUACCCGAAUCCCUAUACGAUCGUAUCGAGGAGCUGGCCGUAUAUCUCGUUGAUGCUUUCGGAAAUCAAACUCGAAUCGAUUACGGAACGGGUCAUGAGAUGAACUUCGCCCUGUUUCUAAUGUGUCUUUUCAAGAUGGAGUUCCUGAAUGAGGCUGAUGCACCAGCCGUUGUUGUCAAAGGCUUUGACAGAUAUAUGAAACUCAUGAGAAGGCUACAAACUGAAUACAGAAUGGAACCAGCAGGAAGCCAUGGAGUAUGGUCGCUGGAUGAUUACCAGUUCCUACCAUUCAUUUGGGGAAGUGCGCAGCUGAUCGUUGAGCCUCCACAACAAGCCAUUGAAGAAAUUUCUGUUCCUUGUCAGUUUCUCAAUGAAGAUAUUCCUGAGAAAUACGAAAAUGAUUAUCUCUUCAUGGCUUGCAUCGCAUAUAUUAACCGCGCAAAGAAAGGACCAUUUUUCGAGCACUCGAAUCAACUUUAUAAUGCCUCAGGAACACCUAGCUGGCAACGACUAAAUGAAGGAUUAAUCCGUAUGUAUAAAGCAGAAGUACUGGGGAAGUUCCCAGUGAUACAGCAUACGAUGUUCGGGGACCUCGUAUCGAUCGAGCCUUGUAUACCGCAAGCGGGAGCCAAAAAAACUUUAAGUAGCUGUUAAAGUAAGCAGGAGUAUUCGCCUUGCUAGGAUUACUCAUCGAUAUCCUCCCUAUAUGAUAGAAUACGUUAGUGUUCAAUACUACUAAAUAAAUAACAUGUCGAAUGUUAUCGAUUCCACCGAUGCUUUCAUUAUGAGAUAGUACCAAUAAUGAACCAAGAUAGUGAAAUACAUACAACGAGCAUAGCUGCAUGGCGCUUAAUAAGCAUGCCAUGUACCGCUGAAAAUACAAAACUUUGAGAACGAAUUGUUUAAUUUAGAAAAUCAACUUAGUAUCACGACGCGCAUUCUGGCUGUAGUAAUGCUAUGCGCUACUUUAUGCUCUGAAUGUAAAAAAUUAUAAUACACAGCUUUUUUUGUAUUAAACCUGCCACAUGUACCGUGCUAUGAAGUAUCAGCAUAAAAGAAACUAAUACGCCUGACAAAAGUCUCAAGAUGAAUUUGUCAAAAAAAUCCAACUUAAUUUCCACCAAGCUAUUUCCCCGUAGCUGAUCGUGGUCGGUAAUUCGUGACGCCUGUCGUCAAAGUCCCAUAAUGUUCCACUAUCCAUUCGUUGUUUACUUGACACACUAAAUAACGAAUUUUAUAUAACUCCCGGUUCUAUACCAACCACUAUUUCUAAAGUGCUUAACAUAAAUAGGAUAGUAGAGUUUAUUCACGAACGGCUGAUCGAGGAACGAUUAAAUCACUCAGCCUAAAAGGCUUGCAUAAGGCGUGUGAAUGCCAUUGCUGAAAGAAACUUCAGUUAAGCGAUCUUUAACUUAGGCAAGACAUAUUUAAUGAGAAAGAUGCGACUAGCGAUGGUAAAAGGAUAUGCCUAUGCUAAUUCAAGUAUACAGUCCAGGAAAUGGUAUUAUCUUCCACUUUGGGAAUGACGUUUUUUCGACCAAAUUCUUAGGUUCGUCGCUUUGGCAUAGAAAUGUUGUCAUCGUCUAAGUCGGCCACGAAGUGCACCGAUGAGCUUCCGAGUGUAGUUUAAGAAAUUACAGCACCCAGAGACCCAGGAGGUGGAAGGACCGAAAUUUUCAUAGAAAAGCUUAUACAUCGUAGAUGUGUUUUUAUAAAUUGUGUUUAUAAUGUACGAAUGUAUUACGAUGUGUGUACUACUGCUACUAAAUAAUUACUAGGUUCUGUUUCGAGCAAUUCCUGACGGGUAUUGAUACAGGGAUUGCUGAUAAAUGCUCUUGAUUUAUAUAUUGUACGCAGUACCUUUUAAGCAACCUUCAGAACACUGAAAUCAGUCUUAGAAGGAAGUUUCUUCAGUGCUACAAACAAUGGCGCAAAUUUGCAAUUUGUGCUAGUUUUCCCGAAUCUUUUGUUUUGUUAUUUGGUUAAAAAAACUUGCAAAUAGGAUGUGUUAAAAAUACCGUCUUGGGCCAUUCUAUAACCUUUAUUUGAUGAACGGGGACGUAUACGUAGUGCUACAUUAACUACCAAAGCUGGCAAGUAACGAAAUUUAUCGCAAAGCCACAUUCAUUGAUUGUAACUGAAAUGAGCUAUGCAAAAACCAAGGAGUUCUUCCCCUGUGCGACCACCAAACUAAAUCAUGAGCGCUCUUCUGUUGCUUAUCAUCUAAGUAAUUGCAUUUCCUAAAUUCUUUUAUAAUUUCUUUAAAUUCCCUAUAAAAAAGAUAUUCAUUUCUUGACUCAUAUUACACAAUAUGAAGUACGUUCACCACGGCUGAUUGCAGUCUGACCGAUGAAUGAGUUUGUCAGAGUCAGUGUUAAUGUUGCGUUCAAGAUCGGCUGUCUACUUGCAAUUUCUUCAACCUUCCCUACGCUAUUGAACCACAUGAAUCAGACAUGGCGAGCUCAUUUUACCAGCAGAAGUCUCCAAUGUAUAGAAUAAGCCUUACAAAUCGUUAAACUAAAUUUAGCGCCGUUACUCCCUGAGUCAGAUAUUGUAGUCACCUCGAAAUGAUAAAGUAUUUAAGUGAACCAAGGGUAACUUGUCGAGGAUAAGUCAUAAUACGAAUACAACAUAUAUCCAAACCGCAUGCACCGAAAUUAAAUAAAA
Varroa destructor (honeybee mite) is the source of this 3366-nucleotide messenger RNA. Its product is annotated as serine/threonine-protein phosphatase 2A activator-like. Gene Ontology annotation, biological process: mitotic spindle organization. Lineage: Eukaryota; Metazoa; Arthropoda; Arachnida; Mesostigmata; Varroidae. Gene Ontology annotation, molecular function: protein tyrosine phosphatase activator activity; peptidyl-prolyl cis-trans isomerase activity. Gene Ontology annotation, cellular component: protein phosphatase type 2A complex; nucleus; cytoplasm. The record is from RefSeq and is a predicted model, not a curated record.